GCCCUGUGAAGGCAGCGACGGGACCAGCUCCUCCGCCCCACCUCACCAAUGGGCUACCCACACUGCAGGCCUACUCGGUCUCUGGCCUCUCUGAGGGUGACUGCCCCGAGGGAGCCUGUCUGUGGACGUCUGUGACUUCUUGUGUGACCUUGGGGAUCUCGGUACCUGUCCAUCUCCACAACGGGACGGAUGCCAACACCACAUGGCCCCUUUGUCUCGCUCUUUGGAUGGGAGACGCUGUAAAGUUUCCUGGGAGUUGCAAGGACAUGGAGGUGGGGAACCUGACGGAGACGUGGUACCAAAGCCUGCAGUCAAUGCUGAAGGCCCUGAACCAAACACUUCAUGGUGCCAUCCUGUGCCCACCAGACCAGGCCACGGGGCGGACAAAUGGCAGUCACAUCAAGCUAGCCAGCAAGGACGACUAUUCCUACAUGUACAUCUUGUUCGUGAUGAUCCUGUUUGCCGCCACAGUGGGGAGUUUGAUUCUGGGCUACACCAAGUCCAGGAGGGUGGACAAGCGGAGCGACCCCUACCACGUGUACAUUAAGAACAGGGUGUCUAUGAUCUGAGCAGGGCAGGGACACUGUUGCAAGGACAUGCACAGCUACCGGCAUCUGCCUCCUGCAGCAGGAGAAACCCUUUUCCCUGAUCCAGUCAAACUCUUCUCGGAGGGGCCGACACACGUCUUGCUACGA
This is a messenger RNA of Terrapene triunguis (Three-toed box turtle), 695 nucleotides long. It is a transcript of the gene KCNE3, whose product is annotated as potassium voltage-gated channel subfamily E regulatory subunit 3. Gene Ontology annotation, biological process: regulation of heart rate by cardiac conduction; regulation of ventricular cardiac muscle cell membrane repolarization; ventricular cardiac muscle cell action potential. Gene Ontology annotation, molecular function: transmembrane transporter binding; voltage-gated potassium channel activity involved in ventricular cardiac muscle cell action potential repolarization; delayed rectifier potassium channel activity. The record is from RefSeq and is a predicted model, not a curated record. Gene Ontology annotation, cellular component: membrane. The transcript is spliced from 2 exons. NCBI's taxonomy places the organism in Eukaryota, Metazoa, Chordata, Testudines, Emydidae. The coding region runs from base 228 to 569 and encodes 113 amino acids.